UUCUUGCAAUUUGAAAGCAAAGGCCGCCAUAUUUGAAGUUUUACCUUUUAGGUUUGUUUGGUCAUUUUCAGUUUAAUUUUAACACGUUUUCUUUCUAAAUAGUAGAGAAUUUGUAACAUUCAAACCCACAGAAGGUUGUUGAUACUGACCUCUAAAAGCUGUGGGUCCCGAGACGGAGAGUCUCCGACCAGAGAAAAGUCAGGAUGGGGAAACCAUCAUGGCUCAACAACGUCACUAGCAGUACCAUCAAAAAAGCACGUGUCUACACAACCAAGAAGAACCGGAAAAAGGUCGAGUACAACACACGUGUGGUGGACAACACUUGGGAACAGGUGUGCAAGUUUAACCUGGGGGACAUCUCCCCCUUCAGUCUGGACAGUCCAGAGUCAGUCCCAGAGAAGAGGCCAGGGGUAGUACCGUGGAGGAAGGAGAGGCUGGGAGGGUCCCCAGAGUGGCCGUCAGACAGAGGGACGGGAUUGUGUAGGAAGGAGGACGUGAACGACGCACCAUGUGAGGAUGUGACAUCACUCUGGAGCAGCAGGAACAGGGCAGUUUCCACCUCACCAUGCAGCAACAAAGAGAACAGCUCCCUCAAAAACAGUCAGCCCCUCCGUUCCAAAAGAGUUUCCAGUAAGAAAAAAUCACUGAGAGUUCAGAGUUCUAACAAAUUUGACCUCGACCAUGACAGUGACUCCGACUUUGUUCCCAGCCAGCCAAAAAAGCGCAAGGCUCCAACUCGACAAAAGAAGGCUUGCAGCAAGAAAGGAAAGACACUCAAGGGAAAGAAGAGCAAGAAAAGAAAUGAAUCUUGUACAAAAGCACCUGUUGAAAAUGGCCAGUACUUCUCAGAUUUUGAAGUACACAGCAGUGCGCAUGCUAGCAACCUCUCGGGACUGAACCAUUUUACCUCACAGGAGAGUAUGAACUUUGGCAACAGUGAGAAUGUAACAAACCCUAGUUACAGCAACUUCAUAGGAGAUACCUCUCCCCAGAAUGACAAGUCUAGUUUGUAUCUUUCCAGCCACAACCACAACUCUUCCUACUUUGACGAGCUUGUUCGUCAUCGUUUGGACCAAUUUGUGACAAGGGACAGAAAAGCCAACACUCCUCUUUCGUUCACAUCUCCCUUUGAGGCAAACAGCAACUAUGAAACACCCCCCAGCCAGGUUCAGCAAAAGAGUCCUGGUGCAAAGCGCAUGCAGCCUGUAGUGAUGCUGUCCAACAUUUCUAAGGGGGAAUUAAUGGAGAGCAGUGAUGUUGUGCUGGCUGAAGUGUCCCCAAGUUCUUCAGAGAUGUCUAGAAGUCCUAAGGAGGCCUGUGCGUUGGAUGUUACAUCUUCAGACUUUGUUGUUCCUGAGUCCCCAAUAGAACAGGAUUCCAGCAAGCAAGGCACAGACCUGUCUCCAGAGGCUACAGUGUUCCGGACCAGCACUCCCUUUGCAGAGAAAGGAAAAUACAACCUCAGGAAGCAAGCAAGUGAAACAAAAGCAUCUGGGACAAGAAAACGGCCAGCCCGUGGAGCGAAAGAAUCAAACAGAGACAGGGACACUCCACCUCCCAAGCGCCAUAGAGCUAAGAGCAGAAACGCUGAGGAUAACAGUCAGAAGAUACGUAAGACUAGAACAUUGAGAACGAGACAGAAGAAAAGUUCCAAUUCUGUGACUCCGUGUUCUGUCCUGGUACCUAGACUCAGCGAAAAAGAUAUCCAGAGGCUGUCAUCUGGGAACAAACUAUCCAGGAAAAAGCAACAGUCAGGGAAUGUCAGAGAGUCGAAGAAUAAAUCAAAGAAACAAAACACCAAGAAGAAGACGCCACCAAAGAAACGUUACACUAAGAACAAGACACCACCAAAGAAACGUAACACUAAGAACAAGACGCAAGUGCAACAGAGGCAGAAGAGUUCAACAGAGAGCUUCUUCAAAACACCAGAUUCUCGUGCUGUCUACACACCUGAUGCAUGUGAACACCUGUCCCCUGCUGGCUUCCUGGCCUUCACUCCUGGUAGUCGUGGCAACAAGAUGGGCACGAGUCACAGGGCCAAGUCGCCUGGGUCCGGGGUGAAACAGACACCCUUGCGAGGUGCCAUGGGACUCCCCAGCAGACACGGCAGCAUGAUGUCUCCUUUGUUCAAGAAGGCUGUCCAGAACAGAGUCAGGAUUAGCCCUAAGGAGAAGCUAUUAUUACACUGUGAUAAGGAAAGGAUCCUCACCUUCCAGGAGUGUAUACCCGGAGCUAUGAUGGAGCGCUGCGUGAAAAUUGGGGAGGGCGUGUUCGGGGAAGUCUUUCGCACCAGGAGAGAUGAUGGCAGUUCAGUAGCACUCAAGAUCAUUCCCAUUGAAGGGGAUUUCCCUGUCAAUGACGAGCCUCAGAAAACCUUUGAAGAGAUCCUACCUGAAAUCGUCAUCUCAAGGGAGUUGAGUGAACUAAAGGACGGCACCUGUAACCAGACGGGUGGGUUCAUCCACCUGCACCGUGUGUGUCUGGUUCAAGGCGCCUGGCCAGAUCACCUGCUGGCCAUGUGGGACCAGUGGCACCAGGAGAAGGCGGGAGGGUCAGAGAACGACAAGCCUGACAUGUUUCCAGACUCCCAGUUGUUUGUUGUGCUGGAGUUCGCGGAUGGUGGCUGUGAUCUCGAACACUUCCAGUUCCACAGCCUGAGCCAAGCCAAGGCCGUCCUACACCAGAUCACCAUUGCCCUGGCUGUUGCGGAGGCUGCUCUCCAGUUUGAACAUCGUGACCUCCACUGGGGAAACGUGCUGGUGAGGAAAGUAGAAGAGCAAAGCUCCACCCACCACCUGGCAGGGGAGGAAGUGUGUGUGGCCACCAGUGGACUGGAUGUGAACAUCAUCGACUUCACGCUCUCUAGGAUGCAGAAGGAUGGCCAGCCGUUAUACUGUGACCUGUCAGCUGACCCUACCCUGUUUGAGGGAAAGGGAGACUAUCAGUUUGACAUCUACAGGGAGAUGAAGAAGGAAAAUCAAGAUAACUGGAAGCGACACCACCCGUACACAAAUGUGUUGUGGCUGCACUACCUUGCAGACAAACUUCUGAACAAGAAGUACAGAGCCAUCAAGAAGAGCCAGAGGCAGUGGCAGCAGAAGUUCAGAACCUUCCUGAAACAAGUCUUAGCGUGUAGGACAGUAGCGCAGGUGUUGGAAGACUGCCAGCUUUUAAAAGAGAAAUAGCUACUGACUCUGAAAACUUUCAGUUAAGUUUUGCAGGAUGUAAAUGUUACCCUGUAUGGUUUUUUAUGGAGAAGUAGCUAUUCCGAAAACUUAUUUCAGUUUUGCAGGAUGUAAAUGUUACUCUGCAUAGUUUUUUAAAGGAGAGAUAGACACUCUGAAAACUGUAAUGUCAGUUUUGCAGAAUGUAAAUGUAAUCCUCUGUGUAUAUAUAUGCUCAAAUGACUGGGCAGGGCUUGAAAUUCAUCUUGGGCACUGUUACACUGGUGUACCUAACCUGAAAGCCCAACAUAGAACAAAAUAGGAUGUCAUUGAACCAUUUUUAUGAAUCUUACUGCCUUUCUUCAGAGUAUGUAUCUGAAAUUCCAUAAGUAAAUUUUAAAAAGUAAUGAACGGUUGUUUUUUUUCUGACCAUUCAAGGACAUCAGUGUACUCGUGUACCCUUGCAUCUAGAUAUCUGUGUAGUGUUAGAUAUGUAUAACACUGUAUAUAUUUUUAAAGUUUAUUUACAAUAAAAAAGCAAUCUUGACAUGAUU
Branchiostoma belcheri (Belcher's lancelet) is the source of this 3718-nucleotide messenger RNA. RefSeq names its product serine/arginine repetitive matrix protein 2-like. Gene Ontology annotation, cellular component: cytoplasm; nucleus. Gene Ontology annotation, biological process: intracellular signal transduction; protein phosphorylation; mitotic cell cycle. The transcript is spliced from 13 exons. NCBI's taxonomy places the organism in Eukaryota, Metazoa, Chordata, Leptocardii, Amphioxiformes, Branchiostomatidae. Gene Ontology annotation, molecular function: histone H3T3 kinase activity; ATP binding. Bases 204 to 3185 code for a protein of 993 amino acids. The record is from RefSeq and is a predicted model, not a curated record.